UUUCGAGCGAAAACUGGAAGACGGAUUGAAAAUGAAAAUGGCGAACUACGAUUGUUUUGGAAGUGAAGAUGGCUUGGAGAGUACGAAAUUAUUCCUCAAUACAAGCCUUCCAUUAUAUGGCUAUCCGAUAAUGGAAGAAAUCAGACGUCAAGGAAAGCUGUGUGAUGUAACUUUAAAGGUUGGAAAUGUUCAGUUCACAGCCCAUCGUAUUGUCUUGGCCGCAGCUGUGCCGUACUUCCACGCCAUGUUUACGACAGACAUGGUGGAGAGUAAACAAGACGAGAUAAUGAUACAAGGCAUUGAACCGAGUGCCCUAGAAGCAUUAGUGAACUAUGCAUAUAAUGGCCGUGUAGAGCUGAGUAGUUCCAACGUACAGGCCAUCCUUGUCGGAGCAAACUUUCUACAGUUACAAGCAGUCAAAGAAGCAUGCUGUGAUUUCCUAAAGGAACGGCUGCAUCCAAAUAAUUGCCUAGGUAUCAAGAGGUUUGCUGAUACGAUGGUGUGUAGUAAUUUAUUCAACGCCGCAGCUAGCUAUAUCCAGAAGCGUUUCACCGAUGUGUAUAGGUCAGAGGAGUUCUUGAGCCUGACACCAGAGGAGGUGCUAGAGAUCUUGACCAGUGAUGAACUCAAUGUUACUGGAGAGGAACAGGUGUUUGAUGCACUUAUACACUGGGUGCGUUAUAGUUUAGAAGACAGGAAAAAUUUAAUGCCACAAUUAUUAGCAACAGUUCGUCUACCUCUUAUACGACCUCAAGUUCUGACAGACAGAAUAUCGACAGAGGAACUUGUAAAAUCUUGUCACCGUUGUAGAGACCUAGUUGAUGAAGCCAAAGAUUACCACCUGAUGCCCGAACGGCGCACCAUGCUGCAAAGUCCGCGAACAAAGCCACGUUGUUGCAAUGACAUUGCAGGCGUAAUAUAUGCUGUAGGAGGAUUAACUAAAGCAGAUCCAUUCCUUACAGGCGAGUCGCUGCGUACUGUAGAAUUUUAUGAACCAAUUUCAAACACGUGGCAUUUAGGAAAAUCCAUGUCAACGCCAAGGAGUCGUGUCGGCGUAACUGUAUUAUCGGGACAGAUGUAUGCAGUCGGUGGCUACGAUGGCAGUGUUCGCUUGGAUACUGUAGAAGUGUUCGACUCUCUUAGCGGUGAAUGGUGGGACGUAUCGACAAUGAAUAGCAGGCGAAGCGCUCUCGGUGUUGCAUCUUUAGAUGGCCGUGUCUAUGCCUGCGGUGGUUACGAUGGGAUAUCAUCCCUAAGUUCUGUUGAGUGCUAUGAUCCCAAACUAGACAGGUGGCAAAUUGUUUCUGACAUGUCCAAAUCUCGCAGUGCGGCUGGGGUGACCGUAUUGAAUGGUGAACUCUUUGCAGUAGGUGGACAUGAUGGGCUUUCAAUAUUUAGUUCAGUUGAAUGCUACAAUCAUUUUACGGGACGUUGGACGAUGGUUGCACCAAUGCAGACUAAGCGAUGUCGUCUUGGUGUGGUAGCUUUUAAAGGUAAACUCUAUGUAUGCGGUGGGUACGAUGGCUCGCGGUUCCUAGACUCGGUUGAAGUGUACGACCCAGUAACUAACACAUGGGAGUACGUUGCGUCGAUGAACAGCAGACGAAGUCGCGUUGCUCUUGUGUCAAACGGCGGACGUUUGUAUGCUGUUGGCGGCUACGACGGUUUGUCUAAUCUGAGUACGAUGGAACGGUACGAUCCUGUAGCGAAUGUGUGGGAGUAUAUGGCGCAAAUGACAGUUCAUGAAGGUGGGGUGGGUGUUGCAGUCAUUCCCUUGACACCCUAGAUGUGGAAAAAAAAUAUCUGCUACCAGUUACUAAUAAAUGGCCAAUCCCAACGAGUCAUAAAAUGUUACCACGACCUUUCUAAAGCAUUACUCUAUAUUACCUGGUGUCUUGCUUAAUAUUGUUCUUGUUACCAUGGUUUCCAGUUUGUUAUUUUCCUCAACAGCCUGUAAUUCCCAUUCGUACAGUACAUUAGUUUAAAUAUAUUUCUGUCCAUCCAUUUGUAAAUUCAACUGUUGAUUAAUGGCAACCAUAUGUAUAAUGUGUCUUUAUUGUUUGGGUAUUGUUAAGGAUUGCAAUCAUUCUAUUAAAGGGGUGUUACAUUCCCUUCAUAAUAAUAUAUGUUGUGGCAUACCUGAUUCCACUAUGGUGUGGCAUCUAAUUGUUCUUGUUGAUUUUCUGUAAGUCACGUUGUUGAUGUAAUCCCUUUCUAAUUCAGAAUGUAUGUUUACCAAACCCAACCGACCUAAUUUUUUUUUUUUUAACAUCAAAACUCACACCAAACUAGGUAUCCACAAGUGAAUAGUAUGGUCAUGAGUUUUGGCACAUGGUACUAAAAAAAAUAAUCUGACCCCGAUUCCCAGUUGUGACUGCACUUCAACCACUCAAAAAUUUUGUUUUUAUUUUUUUGUCCUCCAUGUAUGACUAUGUAAAAUUACUGUACACACAUUUGUAUCUUCAAGUAACUUGUUUGUUGCAACAACUGAUAUUUUUCAAACUGUUUUUUAUGAGUAUAACUAAGCACGUAGCAGAGUAUUCUAGGAGAUACUACCAUUUGUACAGUCAGUAAAAGUGAACUCUAGAGGGCACUAUAACUAAUAAUUUAAAUAACAGGAUCUAUAAUCGCAGCUUUGAAUAACAUUCCUUCACUAUAAAUUUAUUGAACUUCCAUUCUCAAUAAAUAAGAACUAAAAUAAACUGACUGUAUUUAAUGGAGGUUCACAAAUUCUGAUAUCAAAACAGAAUGAUGGUUGAUAAUUAUCCCUAUCAUUUAAAUACACAUAUUCUUAUUAUCUCACUCGAGUGGGGGAUAUUAACAGUGAAACAUGGAGACCAUAAUUAUAUAUCUGUUUUAAGUAAUGUUUUGUUUCUAACCUGAAUGUACAGUAGUAAGCCUUAUAAUGAAUAAAGUGUGUAUAAAUGUAUUUAUAUAUUGCACUUAGGUAUAUGUGCAAAAAGAUAAUGAUAUGUAAAGAGAUGUAUUUUCAUAAUACUCUAUUUUGUAUAUUUAUCGAAAAGGAAAUUACGUUUUUAUAAAUGUUUUUCAUUUCAGUUCAUAUUGUUGCUUGCUUUAGCCAAAUACACACAUCUGAACACUUUUCCAAACAAUGUUCUACAAAAUUACAGCAUUCUCGUAAACCACCUACAACAGUAAACAACUUUUGUCAUGAUCUUUAUUAUUGAUUUCGUGGAGCUUGUUACCAUGUCAUUCGUUGCAUGGACCGGCUCACUCACAUUUUAUUUAAUUAACACUAAUUAAAAUUAAAUAAACUAAUUUAAAUAAAAUAAAUUAACAUUUUAUAUUGUUUCAAAAAUAUAUUUAUAUAAUUUUGGCGAAAAUAUAUUUGCUUUAAUGAAUGAUGAAUGUAAAAAUGAAAUUUUAUGUUUUUAAUGAGUAUUUGCAUUUAGCUCUGCUUGAUAACCUAAAGGUGGGCAAUUACUGCGUCGUAUGACAGGUGCACGAAUCCAAUACGCACCAUGUGAGCGUGAUUGUCGGUGGCAGUCUAAAUGGAUCAUUAAAAACAUUCUGUUGCACUGGUGGCAUUGUGUUCUUUAUAGAAUCGCAUUGGCUGACCACUGUCGUGCGUAGAAAUGCCCAGCUUAAGACGUUAUUACUUUGGCCAAUACAUAGAGUUACCGUGAUGAGUUGUUAUCCAGUGGUGUAUCAAAUAGUAUCGACAUGGGGCUAAUGUGGGUGCAAAGGUUAAGUGGGGGAUCUUAAGUAAAAAAAAUAGGAAGGAAGGCACUUGCAGAGACCUGUGCAUCACUGCACUAUCCAAACCUCAUAGCUUCCUAUUGAUAUGCCACUGGUGUUGUUGUCCAAUGAGGCUGAAUUCUGUCAGUUAUAAGGGUCAUUAAUUUUGUUGUAUUGGCAGCAGCAGAGGUGUGAUGGAUUAUCCACUCUUUGCAGAGAUUUUUUUUGUUUUUUGCUGAUACAAAUCUGUUUUCCUAGAACCAUUCCGAUUAAAUUGAGUUUUCAGUUAA
Anneissia japonica is the source of this 3989-nucleotide messenger RNA. RefSeq names its product kelch-like protein 18. The transcript has 9 exons. Bases 32 to 1786 code for a protein of 584 amino acids. Lineage: Eukaryota; Metazoa; Echinodermata; Crinoidea; Comatulida; Comatulidae. Gene Ontology annotation, molecular function: protein binding. The record is from RefSeq and is a predicted model, not a curated record.